UGCGCUGCGUGUGUCCAUGUUUCCGGUCGGACACAUUCGAGCGUUGCACAGCUGUAGAUCGCAUGUGCAGACAGAAACUUCACUUGCAGGUUUGUGUUGAAGAUGGAGUCGGCUGUGGAGGUGGAGAGAGGCGUAGCUGCUAUUAAGGAGCAGUUCCUCACCACUAAAGAGAAGUUCCAUGAGUUUCUUGAAUCAGGCCGACCGCAUCAGAGCAGCGAUGAGCCGGACAAAGAGUCGGAGGAGCCGUCAGAAGAACCGGAGCAGAAGAAGAUGAAGCUGGACAGCGAUGGAGACAAGAAAGACAAGAAGAGGAUGAGAGGACAGAAUAAAUCCAGACCUCACAUGAAACCUCACAGCUACGAAGAGAGACGACUGUGUUCCUCAAUCAUUCAGGAGCGAGAAACCAAAUGCUUCUACGGCGACAAAUGCCGCUUCGUCCACGACGUGAGCGAGUACAUGUCCACCAAAGCGGCGGAUCUGGGCGAUCGGUGCUACCUGUUCGACACCUUCGGCAAAUGUCGGUACGGCGUCACCUGCAGGUUUGCUAAAGCUCACACGAGUCCCGAGCUGAAGAACCUGCUGAACGAGGAGCUCUGCAAAGGCUGGGCCGGACGAGAGACCGUCAGGAACAACCUGGACAAAGAGCUGCAGAGACAACUGAGGAAGAAACAGGUGAAAUUCACCGGAGCCGAGGCCUAUCUGAAAACCAUCAGCCGCGGAAAGAAACCAGAACACAAGAGCGCAGAAGAGAGUCAACACGCAUCGAACGAGGAGGAGAACCAGAGCGGAGCAGGAGACGCUGCUAAUGGACAAGACACAAAGAAUGUUGUGGAUCCUCCUGUGAAGACGGUGGGGCCGAUUAUAGACGCUGACAUCGUCAAACUGCGACCAUGUGAAAAGAAACAGGUGGAUUUCAAAGACAAACUCUAUCUGGCUCCUCUUACUACGUGUGGGAAUCUGCCGUUCCGGCGCGUGUGCAAACGGUUCGGAGCCGACAUCACGUGUGGAGAAAUGGCCAUGUGCACCAAUCUGCUGCAGGGUCAGGCGUCUGAAUGGGCUCUUCUCAAAAGACACGAAUCUGAAGAUCUGUUCGGCGUUCAGUUGGAAGGCUGUUUUCCAGACACCAUGACCCGAUGCGCCGAGCUGCUCAAUCAAAACAUCGAUGUGGAUUUUGUGGAUAUAAACUCCGGCUGCCCCAUCGACCUCGUUUACAAGAAGGGUGGAGGAUGUGGCCUCAUGACACGAACCAGCAAAUUUGAACAGAUUGUGAGGGGAAUGAACUCUGUGCUGGACGUUCCUCUGACGGUUAAGAUCCGUACCGGAGUUCAGCAGAACUGCAACGUCGCACACAAGCUCAUCCCAGAGAUGAAGAAGUGGGGCGUCUCGCUCAUUACGUUGCACGGCAGAUCACGUGAACAGCGUUACACGAAGUCAGCAGACUGGGAUUAUAUCGACACCUGCUCACAACUCGCCGCUCCCGUACCGCUGUUCGGAAAUGGAGACAUUCUGUCAUAUGAAGAUGCUAUGAAGGCCAGAGAGACUGGAGUGUCUGGAAUCAUGGUGGCCAGGGGUGCGCUGAUCAAGCCGUGGCUCUUCACUGAGAUUAAGGAGAACAGACACUGGGACAUUUCCUCCAGCGAGCGUCUGGACAUCCUGCGCGACUUCACCAACUACGGCCUCGAGCACUGGGGCUCCGACACGCAGGGCGUAGAGAAGACGCGCAACUUCAUGCUGGAGUGGCUCUCCUUCCUGUGCAGGUAUAUUCCGGUGGGUUUGUUAGAGCGCGUCCCGCAGAAGAUCAACGAGCGCCCGCCGUUCUACAUGGGCCGAGAUUACAUGGAGUCUCUGAUGGCCAGUCAACACGUGGGCGAUUGGAUCCAAAUCAGUGAGAUGCUGUUGGGUCCUGUACCUAAGAACUUCAGUUUUCUGCCCAAACACAAAGCGAAUGCUUAUAAAUGACCGUCAACUGCAGUGAAAGUCAAUGAUGAUUAAACAAACUUUUUUUAUUUUAUUUAUAUCUACUUUGAAGAUUUAAUGAUUUAUUAAGUAGUUGUUUAUAUUCAGGUUGAGUUUAUUUUAAACGCAUUAAAGACGUUUGUGUGUGUGAAUGUGAGAUAUUAACACAAUGUUUUAUAAUUGAACUGAUCAACAGAUCAAAACUUGAACUGUAAAUCAUGGUCCUCAGAUACACAAUACUGAAUUACACCUGUUUCCUUUGCUUCUGCUUGUGCUCGCAGUAAAAACUACUGCACAUGUUUACUGAUGAUGUCAUGAAAGAAUAAAGUCAAGAUACUCACUAAUGACUGCAGCUCUCGAUUAAUCAGCCAUCGAAUCUGAAGAGAUCACAUGCUCUAGUGAAAAACACAUACACUGACAUGCUAUUUUGUACAUUGGCAUCAUAUAGGAAGUGUACAACAGGAGUGUUUAAACUGUGCCAGUGUUUAUUAUUAAUGAUCAGUGAUUUCAUUCAGAUUACACACAUUAACACAAUCACCCGAAAAGCUCAAAAUAUAGUGCUCUUAUUAAACAAAAAUAAUGUUCUGCGAUACAAACCCUCAGGCUGCACCAAUCACGGCCUCUGUAGGUCAGGUGGGCGGAGCUACUGUCAGAGGAGGAGGGUCUGUCACUGUUCCAUUCACUUCCAUUCACACACACACAAAUGUAGGACAGCAGGUAUACAAACA
Molecule: messenger RNA, 2684 nt
Organism: Labeo rohita (rohu)
Lineage: Eukaryota; Metazoa; Chordata; Actinopteri; Cypriniformes; Cyprinidae
Gene: dus3l
Product: dihydrouridine synthase 3-like (S. cerevisiae)
Exons: 15
Coding region: 103-1959 (618 amino acids)
Biological process (GO): tRNA processing
Molecular function (GO): tRNA dihydrouridine synthase activity; RNA binding; metal ion binding
Source: RefSeq, a predicted model, not a curated record